AUGAAGAUCUACAUCGACCCGUUCACCUACGAGGACCCCAAUGAGGCAGUGCGGGAGUUUGCCAAGGAAAUCGACAUCUCCUGUGUCAAAAUUGAGCAGGUGAUCGGAGCAGGUUCCCCUACAUCCUCACACCAUGCCAUCCAAACACCAUGGGACAGCCAUGAAGAGUUUACUCUUACUCUCAAAGGGGAGUUUGGUGAGGUGUGCAGUGGCCACCUGAAACUGCCAGGCAAGAGAGAGAUCUUUGUAGCCAUCAAGACGCUCAAGUCGGGCUAUACUGAGAAGCAGCGCCGGGACUUCCUGAGCGAGGCCUCCAUCAUGGGCCAGUUCGACCACCCCAACGUCAUUCACCUGGAGGGUGUUGUCACCAAGAGCACGCCCGUGAUGAUCAUCACUGAGUUCAUGGAGAAUGGCUCCCUGGACUCCUUCCUCCGGCAAAACGACGGGCAGUUCACAGUCAUCCAGCUGGUGGGCAUGCUGCGGGGCAUCGCGGCCGGCAUGAAGUACCUGGCGGACAUGAACUACGUCCACCGAGACCUGGCCGCCCGCAACAUCCUCGUCAACAGCAACCUGGUCUGCAAGGUGUCCGACUUCGGCCUCUCACGCUUUCUGGAGGAUGAUACCUCAGACCCCACCUACACCAGCGCCCUGGGUGGGAAGAUCCCCAUCCGCUGGACAGCCCCAGAAGCCAUCCAGUACCGGAAGUUCACCUCAGCCAGCGACGUGUGGAGCUAUGGCAUCGUCAUGUGGGAGGUGAUGUCGUACGGGGAGCGGCCCUACUGGGACAUGACCAACCAGGACGUAAUCAAUGCCAUAGAGCAGGACUACCGGCUGCCACCGCCCAUGGACUGCCCAAGCGCCCUGCACCAGCUCAUGCUGGACUGCUGGCAGAAGGACCGCAACCACCGGCCCAAGUUUGGUCAGAUCGUCAACACGCUGGACAAGAUGAUCCGCAACCCCAACAGCCUCAAAGCCAUGGCGCCCCUCUCUUCUGGCAUCAACCUGCCACUGCUGGACCGCACGAUCCCCGACUACACCAGCUUUAACACAGUGGACGAGUGGCUAGAGGCCAUCAAGAUGGGGCAGUACAAGGAGAGCUUCGCCAGUGCUGGCUUCACCUCCUUCGAUGUCGUGUCACAGAUGAUGAUGGAGGACAUUCUCCGGGUUGGGGUCACCUUGGCCGGCCACCAGAAAAAAAUCCUGAACAGUAUCCAGGUGAUGCGGGCACAGAUGAACCAGAUCCAGUCUGUGGAGGUUUGACGUUCGCCUGCCUCGGCUCACCUCUUCCUCCAGGCCCUGCCCCCUCCACCCCACAUGCUGGCCUCCCUGGUUCUCUGUCUACCGAAGGGUCAGCCACCUGCCAGGAGGCCACGGCAACAGGAAGAACCAAGCAGCCCGCCAGCCAUGAGACGUCACCAUGAGCACGUGCACUCAGAUGAUGG
Molecule: messenger RNA, 1442 nt
Organism: Myotis lucifugus (little brown bat)
Lineage: Eukaryota; Metazoa; Chordata; Mammalia; Chiroptera; Vespertilionidae
Product: ephrin type-B receptor 2-like
Exons: 8
Coding region: 1-1260 (419 amino acids)
Biological process (GO): angiogenesis; axon guidance; protein phosphorylation
Cellular component (GO): neuron projection
Molecular function (GO): transmembrane-ephrin receptor activity; ATP binding; protein binding
Source: RefSeq, a predicted model, not a curated record